GGGUCCGCGCCUCUGUUCGCCGUCCGGUGAGCUCCGCGGCAGGUCUGGGAGCGUCCCGGGAGCGAGGCCCGACCGGGCACAGCCGAGAUGUCAGGGCUGCUGCACACCACGCUGAGCGGGCUCAACAGCGACUCCUACUGCGAGAUAAGCCAGUACCGCGACCAGCACUUCCGGGGCAGUAGGCAGCUCCAGGAGAAGUCCCUGAAAAUUUCUUCUACGCUUUACGUUGGCAACCUGUCCUUUUACACCACCGAGGAGCAGAUCCAGGAGCUCUUCUCCAAGUGCGGAGACGUCAAGAGGAUUGUCAUGGGGCUGGACAAGAUCAAGAAAACCCCUUGUGGCUUCUGCUUUGUCGAGUACUAUACCAGAGCAGAGGCGGAGCACGCAAUGCGCUUCAUCAACGGCACGCGCCUGGACGACCGCAUCAUCCGCACUGACUGGGAUGCAGGCUUCAAAGAGGGCAGGCAGUAUGGCAGAGGCAAGACUGGAGGACAGGUGCGAGACGAGUACCGGACAGACUACGAUGUGGGCAGAGGAGGCUUUGGCAAGAUCAUUCAGAUGCAGAAGGCGAAUCAUCAACCUGCCAUCUAUUAAUCGCCUCAUGUGUCCUAGCUCCUAGACAGCUCUGUAUUCCAGAUCUAGCCCUUCUCUCCCAUUUUGGAUUGGGGUAGGGAGUGAGAGCCAUGUUCCAGCAGAAGGUGCCCCUGCUCAGAUUGUGGAUAUACCUGCGUGCAUCCCUGCUUCCUUCUGGGCUAGAGAGGAUGGUCUCUGCUGUUACAUGGCAACAAGGGUAAAAAUGGGACAGCUCUGCAGGAUUCCGCGUAAGGAGAAAUUCAGCAUGUCACACACCUUGUGCUGUGACAUCCUUUUCACACUGCAUCCAGGCAGGUGGCUUCCUCCAAGCUGCAGCCGUGGCCGUGGUUGCUCUCAGGUGGAAUUCCUUGAAACCUCAUCUCUGGAGAGCCCUCCAGAGCCUGGGCAUCCUAUGGAGAUACACAGUAGACUCUCCAUCCUCAUCUCUCAUCCAAGCAACACCACUGCUUUGUAAGCAGAAGUGAAACAAGGUCUUAGUGUCCACGUGGAGGUGCCCAUGUCUAGCCCUUGGGUUGGUUGGGGCCUGCAGAGCAUUUCUCUUUAUGAUGCCCUCAGUGCUGCCUGGCUUUUCAGAUCUUCACUGCUUGGCAUGGUUUUGUUCUUUCGGGUUUUUUAAUAAACAAUCGUAUUGGC
Molecule: messenger RNA, 1227 nt
Organism: Pogoniulus pusillus (Red-fronted tinkerbird)
Lineage: Eukaryota; Metazoa; Chordata; Aves; Piciformes; Lybiidae
Product: nuclear cap-binding protein subunit 2
Exons: 4
Coding region: 88-594 (168 amino acids)
Biological process (GO): mRNA cis splicing, via spliceosome
Cellular component (GO): nuclear cap binding complex
Molecular function (GO): RNA cap binding
Source: RefSeq, a predicted model, not a curated record